AUGGAUGUUGAAUAUCCAUAUGAAUUACCUCAACGAGAAGAAAAUAUUCAACCAUCAUCGUCAAAUUCUGUUGAAACAAUCACAGGAUUAGCAAAAAAUAUGAAAUUAAAUGGAAAUAAAACAAUAGAUGGACCAGAAUCUUCAACAUUAAUAUUAAGUAAUG
This is a messenger RNA of Rotaria sordida, 163 nucleotides long. The record is from the annotation of a GenBank genome assembly. Lineage: Eukaryota; Metazoa; Rotifera; Eurotatoria; Philodinida; Philodinidae.